GUGUUGACGCUCUCGAUCUCAUCAAAUGAUUUAUUUUUGGCUGUUGGAAUGGGCAAUCUGUUAGAGUUUUCGAUGCGCGAUGGGCCAGGGGGCGAAGCAGAGGAUUCGAAAAAAACAUAUGCUUCCAAGAAAACAGGGAUGGAAACACUCAUGCAGAUGGAAGAAAUUGCUCCGGUCGAACAACAUCUUCGUGGAGGAACCGUGCAGCAAGUCGGGCUCACUGCCCCACCUGUACCUCAGAUGCGACUAAACAAGGUUGAUUUGUUCCUCCGCCGAUUCAAGCAUUGGAAGGUUGUUGACAUGCUUUUCCGUGAUCGAUACUAUCGGUCACGCCCGGAUAUCGUUGUUAGUGCUUUAAAUGAGAUGUGA
Molecule: messenger RNA, 369 nt
Organism: Gongylonema pulchrum
Lineage: Eukaryota; Metazoa; Nematoda; Chromadorea; Rhabditida; Gongylonematidae
Source: the annotation of a GenBank genome assembly